UCUGCUGGGAGCACCGCCCGCAGCAGGCAGUAGAGGCAGUGCCGAUGAAGGACACGACCUGCAUCAUCUGCAUGGAGCCCGUGGGUGACAGCAGGUCGUACAGCACCAUGGUGUGCCCAUCCUGCCGGCACGCCUGGUUCCACCGCGCCUGCAUCCAGGUAGGAGCCCCGGCCCUGUGGGCACGGCAGGCGCUCAGCAGCACCAGGCCCCGCUCACGCUCACACUGCUUGUGUUUCUGCUGCAGGGAAUGGCCCUGCGCGCUGGGCUUCGCUGCUUCCAGUGCCCCCUCUGCCGAGACAGAGACACAUUUUUAGGAGAAUUGUUCAGCAUGGGGAUCCGAAUCCCAGACAGAAGUCCAAUGUGGGAGGAGAACAAUGCUUAUGCAUCUCUGGGAGGAAGGCACGGGAGCUGUGAUGCCAGCGUCUGCCGUUACCCACGUGGCAGGGAGCAGGCAGAGGAAGCGGGGCCCUGGGAGCUGCUCCUCUGCUGCUCCUGUGCUGCACAAGGCACCCAUCGACUCUGCUCCAACUUGAGUCAGAGCACAACCAGCUGGGAGUGCAACGCCUGUGCUGGAGAGGGCACCGGCCCCAGCACCAACUAGGUUCUUGCCAGACAUAGCGCCACCAGCCAGCAGGAACUGGGGCAAUUCUGAGGCACCACAGCACUGGAGAGAAGCAGCUCCAGCACCACCAGCCAGGCACCACUGACACCAGCACACGGUUCCCAUGUGCCUGAAAACAGUGUCCUGUCCAGCCAGCGCAGGAUGGAGCAGAGGAGAACCAGCCCACGUUUACACCAGGAAGAGAACGCCUGCAAUCAGCCCCGAGGACACCGUGGGAGCUGCCGUAAUGCUACCUCCACUGCUGAGGGCAGCACCCCAAACUCUGCCAGCCAGGGGACAUCAGAGUCCUCAAGGCACUCCCCUGCAGCUGGCUACAACCUCCGGUGCAGACAGGGACUGCGGGCCCGGACACAAAGCCGCUCUCCGUUGCAGCGCCGGGCCCCACGUUCUCCAAGCCAGCCCCAAACACACCGUGGGAGCAGGCAGGAAUCAACCCUAAGUGCCGAGAGCUGCACCCACAGCUACACCAGACCAGGAGCACCAGGGGCCUCAGGGGAUUCCACAGAGGCUGCUGGAAGCCGGUCCAGGCAGCCAGGGUGGGUCCGGACUCGAAGCCUGCUGAGACCCACAGCCAGCCCCGAAGACGCCGCAGGAGCCGGUCCAGGCGGCGAGGGCCAGCCCAGGGGCGAAGCCGCUCCCGGGUACCACGUCGGGCCCGGAACAUCAACAGCCGGCCCCGGUGAUGCUAUAGGAGCAGCUGCGUGCAAGCUCCACUUGUCCAAACCUGUCCAAAGUCAUCAGAGUCUAUCACAAUAAAACAGAGU
Messenger RNA from Gallus gallus (chicken), 1386 nucleotides. Its product is annotated as PHD finger protein 7-like. The transcript is spliced from 4 exons. Gene Ontology annotation, cellular component: nucleus. The record is from RefSeq and is a predicted model, not a curated record. Lineage: Eukaryota; Metazoa; Chordata; Aves; Galliformes; Phasianidae. The coding region runs from base 248 to 601 and encodes 117 amino acids.